GACACAAGUUCUCAUUCGAUCUAACCUCCAAGCACGCUGGGCUGUCAAACACUGUUAAACGAGGAUCCGAGGUGUAAUUUACUUUUUGCAAAUGCAGAAAGUAGACGGAUGGUUUUGCAAUAGACUGACAAGGAUACAUUCCGAGUUGUCGUUUUAAUAAACGAGUCGAUAAGUAAGUUAAUUUAUAUCGGCUUCGAUUUCGGAACAAUACCGGUGUUUGCUUAUUCCCGCGAACAUCUAGUUGCAUCAUACAUUAAAGAUUUCCCCCUCUUUUCGGAUUGAUAUCAUAUUAUAUGAUACUUUAAAGUGGAAUCAUCUGUCAGUGAUACGAGUUUUUUGUGAUCGAGCUUUACAUAUAAAUCAAGUCCGUUUGCGAUUGAUCAAGAGAAUCAGUACAGCUUUACAUCCCCCCUACCGAUCUAAACGCAAGACGUGCUCCAAGAUGCUGAGAUUAUUCAAAUUAUCGAGCAACUCGCUCUUAAAAGGCGCAGCUUUACAGCAGCGCGUCGUCACAUACCGUACCUUCCGGUCGUCUACAAGCGCUGCCGCGAGCGCGUUGCAUCCGAGAAAGGAGCUGACGCCGGAUGAACUAGCUAAAUUCAAGAAGGGCGAGAUUCUUCACGGGUUCAUGGUGGACGAGGUUUCGAGCAUAGACGAGCUGUUCCUCACUGCGGUGAGGCUGACGCAUCUGAGCACGGGCGCGCAGUAUUUGCAUCUGGCCAGAGACGACACCAACAACGUGUUCUCCAUUGGAUUUCGCACGACUCCCAUGGAUUCCACGGGAUUGCCCCAUAUACUGGAGCACACCACUCUGUGCGGCAGCGAGCGAUAUCCCUGCAGAGAUCCGUUCUUCAAGAUGCUGAGGAGAUCCCUGGCAACGUUCAUGAACGCUAUGACCGGGCCGGACUAUACCAUAUAUCCGUUCUCGACGCAGAACUUGAAGGAUUACCGCAAUCUACAGUCGGUUUACUUGGACUCGGUCUUCAAACCGAAUCUGCGAGAGCUGGACUUCCGACAGGAGGGAUGGAGACUGGAACACGCGGACGUCAACGACAAGAACUCUCCCAUUGUGUUCAAGGGAGUGGUCUUCAACGAGAUGAAGGGUGUUUUCAAUGACAAUCAGGCCAUUAUGGCGGAACGCCUGUUGAAUUCCAUUCUACCGAGCCACACGUACUCUGUAAUUUCCGGCGGCGAUCCUCUUGUUAUACCUAAUCUACAGUACGUCGAUCUCCUUAACUUUCACAAAAAGUACUAUCAUCCCUCCAAUUCGCGCUUUUAUUCCUACGGAAAUUUCCCGCUGGAGGACCAUCUCAAGUUCAUCAACGAUCGGUACCUCUUCCUCGCUGACAGGAUAGACGCUUCUAUGUCGGAAGUGCCAGCGGAGAAGCGAUGGAGCAACGCUAGGAAGGAUCACGUCGCGUGCAAACCCGAUCCACUGCUCGCAGAUCCCACCAGACACGGCACCAUCGCUAUCGCGCACUUGUGCAACGACAUAACUAACAUACAAACGACUUUCGAGAUGUACGUACUGUCGCAGCUGUUGCUGAAAGGUCCAAACUCGGCGUUUUACAAAUCUCUAGUCGAAUCGAAUAUAAGCACCGGUUUCGGACCGUUCACGGGUUUCGAUUCGCAGUGCAGAGACACGAUGUUCGUCGUGAGUCUGCAGGGCGUCAAGUCGGACGACUUUGAGAAAAUCGAGAGUAUCUUCGACAAGACGGUGCGUCAAGUCAUCGAGGAGGGAUUCGAGAAGGAUCACGUCGAAGCCGUCCUGCACGGCAUCGAGCUCCAUGUGAAGCAUCAAACGUCGAAUUUCGGGUUGGGCUUGCUCUUCAAUCUGACGUCAUUGUGGAAUCACAACGGCGAUUUGAUACGGUCGUUGCGAAUCAACGACGCGGUGAAGAAACUCACGUCGCGAAUGAGAGAAGAUUCCAGGUAUCUGCAGAGUCUAACCGAGACUUAUCUCGGGAACAAUACCCAUAGAUUGACGUUAACGAUGACGCCCGAUGAAAAAUACGAGCAGAAUAAGGCGCUCGCCGAGCAAGAGCUACUAAAGACGAAGCUGGAGACACUUGACACGGAGGAACGGGAACAGAUAUACAAAAACGGAAAGAUCUUACUCGCCGAGCAACAGAAGAAAGAGGACGCUGAAGUCUUGCCGACGUUGAAGAUGGAAGACUUGAAGGCCGACGUGGAAAGAUACAAGAUCUCCGACCUGGAGGUCGCCGGAGUACCUCUUCAGCUGUCCGUACAACCGACGAACGGGAUUUCUUAUUACCGAGGAAUACUCAACACGCAGGCGCUGCCGACCGAGUUGAAGCAGCUGAUACCGCUGUUCAACUACGUUGUCGCGAAGAUGGGCACGCAGACGUACGACUACAGGACUUUCGAUCAGAUGAUGCAGCUGAAGACUGGUGGUCUGAACUUCAUAAAUCACAUCGCCGACCACAAGGAGAGCGAACUCAAGUACGAGGAAGGGAUUCUCGUAGAAUCGUACUGCUUGGAUCGCAAUUCGGACGACAUGUGGAAACUGUGGACCGAGCUGUUCAACAACGUUAAGCUGACCGACCUUCCGAGAUUCGAGACGCUCGUGAAGAUGAACGCGGCUGACCUGAUCAACGGUAUCUCGCACGCCGGUCACUUGUACGCGAUGAGUAGCGCCGCUAGCUUGGUCUCGCCGAUAGCCCGUGCGAAGGAGAGCCUCUCGGGAUUGCAAUAUAUCGCGAGGAUGAAGAAAGUGGCGCAGAUACGUGACUUGACUCCCCUGAUGCACAAAAUGCAGGAGAUAGCCAAUCGAGUCUUGAACAAGCAACACCUGCGAUCGGUCAUCAACUUGUCCGAGGAACACCGGGACGACGUUCUCAACGGUAUUCGUGCGUUCUACGAUUCGCUGAAGGGUCGCUCAGAGACGCCGCGCAUCGUCACCAGCGCGCGGAGCAUCGAUACGAUGGAAUGCGGCACGCACCACGUGCUGCCGUACACGGUCAACUAUUGCUCCAAGGCUAUUUUAACUGUUCCUUAUACGAAUCCAGACUAUGCCGCGUUGCGCGUGCUAUCCAAGUUGAUCACCUCCGUGUAUCUGCAUCCGGAGAUUCGAGAGAAGGGCGGAGCUUACGGUGGAGGCGCGAAACUAACGUCGGAGGGAAUUUUCUCCUUUUACUCCUACAGAGACCCGAACUCCACUCGUACCUUCGAUUUGUUCGACAAGACGUAUGAUUUUCUAGUCGGAUACUCGUUGCCCCAGAGCGAUAUAGACGAGGCAAAGCUGGGAAUCUUCCAACAAAUCGACGCUCCCAUUCCUCCCAGUAAUCGAGGCCUGACCAGAUUCAUAAACGGCAUCACGGACGAUGAUCUUCAAAGGCAAAGAGAGCAGCUAAAAGCCGUGACUGAAGAGCAGCUUUUGCACGUGGCAGAAAAGUAUCUGAAACCCGAUCAAAACCAAGUCAGAGUAGGUCGUUCACUUAUUGGACCGACAAAUGCGGACAUUUCAAGUAGGCAGAAAGAAAAUUGGCUGGUGUUAAAUCAGGAAGAAGCAGACCGAGCACGAGCCUCUGACUAGAUAGAUGUCAAAAUAUAAUUUUUAUUUUCACAAUGAAGAGCGUUUUAUGUUAAACUGCAGACAUUGUCGUGAUUUUGUUGUUGAGCGUUUCCUGUAUAAAUAUUAGAAAUUGAAACAAUGACGCUCAUGUUAUUUAUGUAUUAGUACAUAAUGUUGAAUAUUAUAAUUUAUGCUAUUUUUGUACAUUAAAUGUAUCCCAGUUAAGGGAUGAAAAAUA
This is a messenger RNA of Temnothorax curvispinosus, 3773 nucleotides long. RefSeq names its product presequence protease, mitochondrial. Gene Ontology annotation, biological process: protein processing. Gene Ontology annotation, molecular function: metal ion binding. The record is from RefSeq and is a predicted model, not a curated record. Gene Ontology annotation, cellular component: mitochondrial matrix. The coding region runs from base 443 to 3556 and encodes 1037 amino acids. The transcript is spliced from 3 exons. NCBI's taxonomy places the organism in Eukaryota, Metazoa, Arthropoda, Insecta, Hymenoptera, Formicidae.